CGGCGCUUCCUUAGGACUCCUAUUUAGGGAAUAGGGAGCAGUUUGGAAAACAACCGUAGGAACUUCUUACACGCACGCAGAGGAGAGGGAACAGAGUGAGUGGAGUAGAGUGGAAAUAAUUGUGUCAGUGUUUGUGUGGAAUACACCGCCACAUUAUUCUUUUACAGAGAAGUCUGAAACAGCGACAAUCACUUCGGGUCACAUUAGCAAUUCGACGGCACCUGGAUAAACUGGACGGAAAAACAAGAUGAAUCCGAAACGAACCGGCUAACGUCAUUAUUCAUCCGAUAGGUGUUCCUUUUGAACGUUUUAAGUUAGGUUAAGUUAGUAACUAGCCCGACAGUUUCCUCGCACCUUCAGCAGAGUUACCUGAGGUUAGGGGGAGACUUCUUUGAUUGAAUGCGUAUUGCGGACAGCUCGGUUAGCCUCUAACGCGGUUGUGGACUUUUCAUGACCAAACAAACGCGAUGAAUUUACAGUGGUUUACAUUUGCUCAAGCUAGCAGCUGAAGCUAGUUAGCCGGCUAGCAAGCCAGUGCUAACUGUGCUAUACGAGAUAUAUACGCACUUUCCUACAUUAUUCUGCUCCUUUAUUAUAUCAUAUACAGUUCCCGUGGCAGCCGACUAACAUUACCUGCAGUAUCUUUUAUAAUUCGUUUUAAUUUACAAAAUCUUUCUUCACACGAAGACAACUACGUUUUGGUGAGGGGUUUUUUUUUUCGCUCGUGGAAAAAUGGAUGCGGUAAUGGAGAAGGAGUGCAGCGCUUUGGGAGGGCUCUUCCAAUCCAUCAUGAACGACAUGAAGGCAAGUUACCCCGCCUGGGAGGACUUUGUUACGAAAGGGGCCAAGUUACAGUCUCAACUAAGGACAACUAUCAUUGUUAUUGGCUCAUUUCUGGAUGCUUUCCAGAAGGUUGCUGAUAUUGCAACUGGAACACGUGGGGCAACAAAAGAAAUCGGCUCAGCAUUGACCAGAAUGUGCAUGAGACAUAGAAGCAUUGAGAAUAAACUCAAACUCUUCACUACUGCUUUCAUGGAUAACCUGAUCAGUCCACUGGAGCUGACGUUGGAGGAGUGGAAAAAAGUGGCCAGUCAGCUUGAUAAAGAUCAUGCUAAAGAGUAUAAGAAGGCAAGAGCAGACAUCAGGAAGAAAUCAUCCGAUACAAUCAAACUGCAGAAGAAAGUAAAAAAAGGUAAGGACGAGGUGCGGAUGCAGUUGGACAGUGCGUUGCAGGAUGUUAACACUCGCUAUACUGAAUUAGAAGAGACGGAGAAGAGAGCCGUAUGCCGAGCGCUCGUUGAGGAAAGAGGACGCUUCUGCUCUUUUGUUACAAUGCUGAAACCUGUUCUUGAUGAAGAGAUUAGUGUGCUUGGAGAAGUAACACAUUUACAGUCAAUUCUUGAAGACCUUUGUAACCUGACAGUUGAUCCCAGUGCUUUACCACCUGCUAGUGAACAGGUUAUUCUUGACCUAAAAGGUUCUGAAUACACCUACGCAUUCCAGACUCCACCUGCAUCUCCUAGCAACACACUGUCACGCAAAAGCAGCAUUAGCAGUAACUAUGCCUCAGUGCGUCAUGUGCCCUCACUGGACUCUAUCUCUAGUGUUAUGGAUGGCCUUCAUUUGCAAGUGCAAGAAGUGCGACAGGAGCAGAGUCGCAAUGUUCCUGGCACAGAGAAUGGCACUUCUAUGCCUCCUCCACACCAGGUUUACAGUGGUUAUGGGGAGCGAGCUAGAGCCCAGUCCACAUCAGGAAAGCCAAAGACAGCCAGAGAGCAACUAGCGCUGACCUUAGCGGGUACACUCAACUCGGAAACUCCUCACACUAGUCGUGACUCUCUGCACUGCUCCAGUGGAUACAGUACUCAGACAACAACCCCAUCCUGUUCUGAAGAUACCAUACCCUCACAACAUGCAGUAAAGAAAGAACCUCCUCUCUAUGACUAUGAUUAUAUCUCCCUCCAUGGAGGUGACGACACCCCCAGCCCAUCUGAUUUUGACAAGUCCUGUACGAUUCCACGAAAUAGUGAGCUGAGCCUGAACUACCGCAAACUGUUCCAGAGCAAGAGACCUGCAUCCACCGUGAGCCUGCUGUCUGAGCCUGAGUCACUACUGCUACAUCAACCACACACAGCCACCAUCCGCCGUAAGCCAUCCAGCAAAGCCAACCUUCGCCGUGGCACCAUCAGUGGAGGAGUGCCCAUCCCCAUUUCCACACCACAGGUGCCACUGAAGCCAGCUAAAUCCCAAGCAGGUUUGGCUCCAGGCCGUAGUGGGAGUGAAGAGGCAGUGUUCACACAAGUGCACCCUCAAGCUGCUCAACACCCCAGUUCAGAUUUGGCACACGCUAAACACACACACUGCACCUCCACCCAAAAUACAAGUACAGUGCCAACCCCAUACUAUGCGAUGUUCCCUGGGCAGCCACCAGUAGGUAUCACGGAGCAGAUCAACCAAAUUAGCAAGCAACAGCAAAGGCAGUUCCAACACCCCAACGACAAUCAACAGUACAACCAAAAACAACGGCAAUAUCACCAAGAGUACAACAAACAGGAGCAACCAGUACAAUAUCAACACCACUACAAUCAAGCACCACAGCAGCCACAGUAUCAACAGUACAUCCAAGCACAACACCAGCACACACAUCAACAUCACUACAAGCAACAGUAUCAGCAACAGGCACAGCACAUACCAGCUCAGCAUCCACAGUUUCCCAAACAGCAGCAUCUAAUCCAACAACAUGAUCAACAACAACAAAAUCAACAGAAGUGCCAGCUACCUCAACAGAAUGCUACACUACAGCGCUGGUCAUCUGCUCCAGCUCCAGACACUGCAAAUCAUUCAGAUGACAUGAAUGAUUCCAGUCAGAUGUCAAGUGGUGGCAGUGAUAUGCUAAGCAUGAUCCGCAGAGGUGUGAAACUCCGACGCACAAUCACCAACGAUCGCUCAGCGCCUCUCAUCACUACCAACUAUCUCAACUGAAGAUUACUCUACAUGCUUUAGGCAUUUGUACCUUUAUUUUUUUAAUAUUAUUAUUUGAAAUUUUUCUUUUUCCUCCCCAAUUUUGUAAGCUUCCCAUCAGGGGUAGACAGUCUGCCUUUCCCCCCUCCCAAAAAAAACGAUUUUAUUCGGC
This is a messenger RNA of Hemibagrus wyckioides, 3133 nucleotides long. It is a transcript of the gene mtss1, whose product is annotated as MTSS I-BAR domain containing 1. Gene Ontology annotation, cellular component: cytoplasmic side of plasma membrane; actin cytoskeleton. Gene Ontology annotation, biological process: cell projection assembly; plasma membrane organization. Gene Ontology annotation, molecular function: actin binding; phospholipid binding. NCBI's taxonomy places the organism in Eukaryota, Metazoa, Chordata, Actinopteri, Siluriformes, Bagridae. Bases 733 to 2982 code for a protein of 749 amino acids. The record is from RefSeq and is a predicted model, not a curated record. The transcript is spliced from 15 exons.